AUAUACAAUUUUUAACUUGACAUGCUUGGAAUUCUAUAUAAAAUGAAGCCUACCUAGGGUACAAGAAACCAGCACUAGUUAUACACACAAAGAAAGAUAUGGACUAUGAAAUUGCAGGUCUAGUUCUAGCAGUCUUGCUAUGGGUUGCAUGGGCAGUGGUGACUGAACGUCGUUACCGUCGUUCAGAGGAGCAAGGGCAGCUACCACCAGGGCCUAGACCAUUGCCAGUGGUUGGCAACAUCUUCCAGUUGGGUUGGGCACCCCACGAGUCCUUUGCUAAGUUGGCUCGUGUUCACGGUCCAAUCAUGACCAUUUGGCUCGGGUCCAUGAGUAACGUGGUCAUUUCCUCGAGCGAAGUGGCUCGUGAGAUGUUCAAGAAUCAUGAUGCGGUGUUGGCUGGGAGAAAAAUAUAUGAGGCUAUGAAAGGUGAUUUUGGCAAUGAAGGGUCUAUAAUCACAGCCCAAUAUGGACCGCAUUGGCGCAUGUUAAGGCGCUUAUGCACCACCGAAUUCUUUGUGACUAGCCGCCUUGAUUCCAUGCAGGGUGCACGAACUAGGUGCAUCGAUGGCAUGCUGCAAUACAUAGAAGAUGGUAGCGCCAACGGCACUAGCGCUAUUGACCUAGGGAGAUACAUUUUCUUGAUGGCUUUUAAUCUUAUUGGCAACCUCAUGUUUUCUAAAGAUUUAUUGGACCCAAAAUCGGAGAGGGGAGCUAAGUUUUUUCAGCAUGCAGGUAAGGUCAUGGAGCUGGCAGGUAAGCCUAACAUGGCUGAUUUUUUGCCAAUUUUAAGAUGGCUUGAUCCACAAGGUAUAAGGAGGAAGACACAGUUCCAUGUUGCAAGAGCCUUUGAGAUUGCAGGAGGGUUCAUCAAAGAAAGAACAGAGAGCAUGCAAAAGGAAAUUAAUAGCAGAGAUGACAAGAGGAAAGAUUAUCUCGAUGUCCUUUUGGAGUUUCGUGGUGAUGGCGUGGAGGAGCCCUCUAGAUUUUCUUCAACAACGAUCAAUGUUAUUGUCUUUGAAAUGUUUACGGCAGGGACUGAUACAACAACAAGCACAUUGGAAUGGGCCAUGGCUGAACUUCUACGUAACCCUAAAGUACUGAAGACAGUCCAAUCCGAGUUGAGAAGCACCAUUGGCCCCAACAAAAAGCUCGAAGAUAAAGAUAUUGAGAAUCUCCCAUACCUAAAGGCAGUCAUCAGGGAAACACUAAGGCUUCACCCCCCUCUCCCUUUUUUAGUCCCGCACAUGGCCAUGAACCCUUGCAAGAUGCUAGGUUAUUACAUCCCUAAAGAGACAACAAUUUUAGUAAAUGUGUGGGCCAUUGGAAGGGAUUCAAAGACUUGGGAUGACCCUUUGGUUUUUAAGCCAGAAAGGUUCUUGGAACCAAACAUGGUGGAUUACAAAGGUCAUCAUUUUGAGUUCAUACCAUUUGGUUCUGGCCGUAGAAUGUGCCCUGCCAUGCCUCUUGCUUCUCGUGUACUUCCUUUGGCUCUCGGAUCGCUCUUGCUUACAUUUGAUUGGAUUUUGCCAGAUGGCCUCAAGCCAGAGGACAUGGAUAUGACUGAAAAAAUGGGGAUAACACUUAGAAAAAGUGUUCCCUUGAAGGUCAUACCAACACCUUACAAGGGGUCAUCACAUCAUUAUGGGUUCUGAGUAGACAUGAGAUAUUCUAAAAUUUCUACUGGUAUAACAAUAUGUAAUUAUAAAACGGGUGCAACAAAUCAAUCUUAGUAUCUUGUUGAUUUGAGACUUGAUCCAAGUUAUAUUUCAUUUUGAAUUGAUUUUUUUU
Molecule: messenger RNA, 1788 nt
Organism: Populus euphratica (Euphrates poplar)
Lineage: Eukaryota; Viridiplantae; Streptophyta; Magnoliopsida; Malpighiales; Salicaceae
Product: cytochrome P450 76A1-like
Exons: 2
Coding region: 99-1652 (517 amino acids)
Molecular function (GO): monooxygenase activity; iron ion binding; heme binding
Source: RefSeq, a predicted model, not a curated record